UCGACGCGUCGAGAAUCAGAAUACCCUGCAACACCGCCCCUUCUCACAUUAUAUCGCAUUUGCGACGCCGGUUUCUGGAAGUUCUUCAGAGGGUACUGUCUAAUUGGCCAUUAUGUCGGACUACGAUGACGAUAUGGACGUGGAUGCCCCCGCAUCCAAGAACGCCGUCCAGUUCAGUUCUGAUAACACCAGUGGGAAAUAUAAGAGAGCCGCUGCAGAUUUACCAGUAGAAGCUCAAGACAAUCUACCUUGGGUGGAAAAAUAUCGCCCGAACUCCCUCGACGAUGUUUCCGGUCACAAGGACAUCCUAGCUACGAUUAAUCGGUUUGUCGAAGCCAAUCAAUUACCGCAUCUUCUCCUUUACGGACCUCCCGGUACCGGUAAAACAUCCACAAUUCUCGCCCUGGCCCGACGAAUAUACGGUACAAAAAACAUGCGACAGAUGGUCCUUGAACUCAAUGCUAGUGAUGAUAGAGGAAUUGAUGUUGUCCGAGAACAGAUCAAAACUUUCGCAAGCACAAAACAAAUCUUCUCAAUGGCCCCGCCCGCCGCCAGCAAGUCGUCGCUCGCAUCAUUCAAGCUCAUCAUCCUGGAUGAAGCCGAUGCGAUGACAGCUACCGCGCAGAUGGCUCUUCGUCGAAUCAUGGAAAAAUAUACUGCCAACACUCGGUUUUGCGUUAUCGCAAACUAUACCCACAAGCUCUCGCCAGCCCUUCUUUCCCGUUGUACUCGGUUCCGGUUUAGCCCACUCAAAAAGCAAGACAUCAGGGUCUUGGUCGACCAGGUGGUUGAGAAGGAAGACGUGCGUAUUCAGCCAGAGGCUGUCGAUAGCUUGGUCACAUUGAGUCGCGGCGAUAUGCGCCGUGCCUUGAACGUGCUCCAAGCUUGCCAUGCAAGCAGUAAGUAGCACCACUUGUUUGAAAGCUCUCAGACCAACCUCUACCACUAGGCAAACCACUCCCGAUAAAAAAUGCGCCCAAAGACCAAGCCAUCCCCGAACCGGAGACAAUCACGAACGAGACGAUUUACGACUGUAUUGCCGCACCACACCCGUCUGAUAUACAACAGAUUAUGACCACGCUCCUUGCAACUAGUGAUGUCACAUCAUGCCUCAAUACCCUCAAUGCACUCAAGAUUAACAAGGGCCUUGCGUUGGCAGAUAUUCUUGCUGCACUGGGGGAGCAACUCCAGCGGCUUGAAGUCCCAGCGCAAACGCGGAUUACAUGGCUGGAGGGACUAGCUGAGAUUGAAUGGCGACUUUCCGCCGGCGGAUCGGAGACCGUUCAAACCGGAGGCCUGGUGGGGGUUGUUCGCAAUGGAUGUGAAUUGAUGGGGGACAAAGGAGCGAGCAUGGCGACAUAGCGCUAUUUUAUGAAAUAUAAUUGCAUAAUCCCAUUAAC
Aspergillus versicolor CBS 583.65 is the source of this 1400-nucleotide messenger RNA. Its product is annotated as replication factor C subunit 3. Gene Ontology annotation, cellular component: DNA replication factor C complex; Elg1 RFC-like complex; Ctf18 RFC-like complex. Gene Ontology annotation, biological process: DNA-templated DNA replication; DNA repair. The annotation marks the transcript as partial. Gene Ontology annotation, molecular function: ATP hydrolysis activity; ATP binding; DNA clamp loader activity. The record is from RefSeq and is a predicted model, not a curated record. The transcript has 4 exons. NCBI's taxonomy places the organism in Eukaryota, Fungi, Ascomycota, Eurotiomycetes, Eurotiales, Aspergillaceae.